Epinephelus lanceolatus (giant grouper) is the source of this 1381-nucleotide messenger RNA. The record is from the annotation of a RefSeq genome assembly. NCBI's taxonomy places the organism in Eukaryota, Metazoa, Chordata, Actinopteri, Perciformes, Serranidae.
AUGCUAAAAAUCCUCAUCCCUACCCUAAUACUCAUUCCAACUGCCUGAUUAACUCCAGCCAAAUGACUCUGACCUACAACCCUCGCCCAUAGUAUACUAAUUGCACUAAUCAGCCUUUCAUGGCUAAAACAUGCAAUAGAAACAGGCUGAACCACCCUAAGCCUAUUCAUAGCUACAGACCCCUUAUCCACACCCUUACUAGUCCUCACAUGCUGACUCCUCCCCCUAAUAAUCUUAGCAAGCCAAAACCACACAGCAACAGAACCAAUCAACCGCCAGCGCAUAUACAUUUCACUACUAACAUCCCUCCAAAUCUUCCUCAUUUUAGCCUUCGGAGCAACCGAAAUAAUCAUGUUUUAUAUUAUAUUUGAAGCAACUCUCAUCCCAACCUUAAUCCUUAUUACCCGAUGAGGUAACCAAACAGAACGCCUUAACGCAGGAGUUUACUUCCUAUUUUACACCUUAGCAGGCUCCCUCCCCCUACUCGUCGCUCUCCUGCUUCUCCAAAACUACACUGGAACACUCUCCCUAUUUACCCUACCAUUCUCCAGCCCCCUGCAUCUCUCAUCCUAUGCCGACAAACUAUGAUGAACAGCCUGCCUACUGGCAUUCCUUGUUAAAAUACCACUAUACGGCGUCCACCUAUGACUCCCUAAAGCACACGUUGAAGCCCCCAUUGCAGGAUCAAUAGUACUUGCUGCAGUCCUCUUAAAACUAGGAGGUUAUGGAAUAAUACGAAUAAUUGUUAUACUAGACCCCCUUACCAAAAACCUAAGCUACCCCUUCCUCAUCUUUGCAUUAUGAGGGGUGAUCAUAACAAGCUCAAUCUGUCUCCGUCAAACUGACCUAAAAUCCCUAAUUGCUUACUCCUCAGUAAGCCACAUAGGUUUAGUAGUAGGAGGGAUCCUGAUCCAAACACCCUGAGGAUUCACAGGAGCCCUAAUCCUUAUAAUUGCCCACGGAUUAACUUCUUCCGCCUUAUUCUGUCUAGCUAAUACAAAUUAUGAACGAACACACAGCCGAACCAUACUGCUAGCACGCGGCUUACAAAUCAUUCUCCCCCUAAUAACAACCUGAUGAUUCAUUGCCAGCCUUGCUAACCUUGCACUACCCCCCUUCCCUAACCUCAUAGGCGAGCUAAUAAUCAUUACCUCCCUAUUUAACUGAUCUUGGUGAACGAUUGUACUAACUGGAGGAGGUACCCUCAUCACCGCAAGCUACUCCCUCUACAUGUUCCUGAUAACUCAACGAGGGCCCCUCCCCUCACAUAUCCUUGGCCUUAACCCCUCCCAUUCACGAGAACAUCUACUUAUAACCCUUCACCUCUUGCCACUACUUCUCAUCAUCCUUAAACCCGAACUAAUCUGAGGUUGAACUGGUU